This is a messenger RNA of Diospyros lotus (date-plum), 1367 nucleotides long. Its product is annotated as methionine aminopeptidase 1B, chloroplastic. Lineage: Eukaryota; Viridiplantae; Streptophyta; Magnoliopsida; Ericales; Ebenaceae. Gene Ontology annotation, biological process: proteolysis. Bases 47 to 1129 code for a protein of 360 amino acids. Gene Ontology annotation, molecular function: metalloaminopeptidase activity. The record is from RefSeq and is a predicted model, not a curated record. The transcript is spliced from 10 exons.
AUCCCCUCGGCUUCUAACACUCUCUCUCUCUCUCUCUCUCUCUCCAAUGGCUUUUUCUUCGCUCUCUCUCCCAUCUUCUCUUCAUGUAGAAACCUUGUCGUCGUCAUCUUCUGCUAUUGUCAGGGGGACUCCACUCACCUUCUCAUUUGCUUCUCCGUCGGGGAAAAAUUCCCAUCUUCCAAAGCGAUUUGUUCUUUUGUCGAAGAAGAUUUCGUUCUUGGAGGAGGCCAAUAAAAUUAGAAGAGAACAUAAUCUUCGAACAUCAAAAGGCUCUAGAAGAAGGCCACCUUUGAGGCGUGGAAAGGUAUCACCACGUCUUCCUGUGCCUGAUCACAUACCAAAGCCUCCUUAUGUUGGUUCAUCUUUGUUACCAGAACUAUCUAGUGAACAUCAAAUUCAUGAUGCUGAAGGCAUUGCUCAGAUGAAGGCUGCAUGUGAGCUUGCUGCUCGGGUAUUGGACUAUGCAGGAACGUUGGUUAGGCCAUCGGUAACAACAAAUGAAAUUGAUAGAGCAGUUCACCAAAUGAUUAUUGAUGCUGGUGCUUAUCCUUCACCUCUUGGCUAUGGGGGAUUUCCCAAGAGUGUAUGCACAUCUGUGAAUGAAUGUAUGUGCCAUGGAAUACCUGAUUCUCGUCAACUGCAGGACGGCGACAUAAUAAACAUUGAUGUGACAGUCUACUUGAAUGGUUAUCAUGGGGACACAUCUAAGACUUUUCUUUGUGGCAAUGUUAGUGACUCAAUGAAACGGCUGGUCAAGGUAACUGAAGAGUGCAUGCAGAGAGGUAUUGCCAUGUGCAAAGAUGGUGCCUUGUUCCGGAAAAUUGGGAAAAGAAUUAGUGAACAUGCUGAACGUUUUGGUUAUGGUGUGGUUGAGCGUUUUGUUGGGCAUGGUGUCGGGACUAUAUUUCACUCUGAGCCAAUUAUAUACCAUCACCGUAAUGACAAGCCUGGUCACAUGGUUGAAGGUCAAACUUUUACUAUUGAACCAAUUCUUACUCUAGGCGGCACAGAGUGUAUAACCUGGGAAGAUAACUGGACGACCCUGACCGCUGAUGGCAGCCCUGCUGCCCAGUUUGAGCAUACCAUCCUUAUUACCAAGACGGGGGCUGAAAUUUUGACAAAAUACUGAACAUUGAUAAUAACUUUUUUCCCAUCUUUUUCUUUGUAGAAUUGUUUAUAGAUAAAUGAGGAUAAAGACCGGCUGCAUUUUCCUUCGCACGGCACAGUGGGAAGGAAACAUUUAUGAAUGUAUAGCCAUAGCUCCCUUGGCAUGCUGCAACUGUAAUGGGCUGUAGUAACAGAAGCCUUAAAUUGUGAACCAUUCUGUAGAACUCGCUUAGCUUUUACGUUAAAAAUGAUUUGUAUGA